This is a messenger RNA of Rhopalosiphum padi (bird cherry-oat aphid), 2770 nucleotides long. Its product is annotated as post-GPI attachment to proteins factor 2-like. Lineage: Eukaryota; Metazoa; Arthropoda; Insecta; Hemiptera; Aphididae. Bases 399 to 1199 code for a protein of 266 amino acids. The record is from RefSeq and is a predicted model, not a curated record. Gene Ontology annotation, biological process: GPI anchor biosynthetic process. Gene Ontology annotation, cellular component: endoplasmic reticulum membrane; Golgi membrane. The transcript is spliced from 5 exons.
CGCGCGCACACGUCGCCGACCGCCUUGAUAAAAUAAUAUUACACAUAAAUCGAUGGUACGCGAUAAAACGCGCAAAAGUCUUCCGUUUUCGACACGAUCGCCGCCGUAAAGUAGCCGCGAUCGCUCGUCAGCAGUAAUCGUCGUUACGCGGUGAGCAGCUCUGUGUCGUUGUCGUUAAACGGGGACGUCGCAACAACAACACUUUAUAAUAUAGCAAAAGACGAUCGUGCCAGUCCCCGUAACAGACAUGGCGAUGACCACGUCCCGACUUGUCGGCAGGUGACACCGGCCGGCCUGCGCACCGUUUAAAAUUACCCGGUGGACAUUGAAAAAGUGUUGUGCUCGACCUCGGUUAGGUAUAGGUAUAGGUAUAGGUGUUGUACACACGCGCGCGCGACAUGACAGCCAAGACUGUCGUCAAGUCCGCCAACGAACCGGUGGACGACCCACUUGAGCACAUGCUGUUGUUCUUCAACCUGAGCAUACGCAAACUGGCGUUCGUCGGCGUGUCUUUGCCGCUCAUCACUCUGCUGACAUGCUUGGCCACCGCGUACGUCUUCCAAUACGAUGACGUACACGAAACGCACUGUCGAGUCUACAAUGUAAUACCAUCGAUUAGCGCCAUCACUGGUGUGACACCCCAGACGUAUAUGUGGCGGAUAGCUGUCGCUUUUCACGUUGGACCACGCAUGGUCAUCGCCCAGGUGUACUAUAACUAUUUUAUCAGCCAGAUGUCCAAAGUUGCCGACAAGUCCACCAGUUACAUACUUAUCAACCUUUGUUACUGGCUCAAUCUCAUCGAAAUAGCCGCUAUCUGUGGCGUAACUUACAUAUCCAACAGAGAAAAUUAUCCCGUGCACGAGAAAAUUUUCAUUUUGUUCAUGCUCAGCUCAUUGUUGUACAUGAUUGUCAUGAUUAAGACGUUCAAUAUGGUGCACAAAACUAUGACGGAACAUCAGCGUUUAUCGUAUACAAUUAAGAAAAUACUAUUCGCUAUUUGUAUAACAUCGACGUUCACAUUGAUAAUUUACUUUAUCAAACAUCGGUUCUACUGCCAUGAUUUGGCAUUCACAUGGUUUGCACUCAGCGAGUAUGUCCUUGCAGUAUCAAACAUGGCUUUCCACUUUACCAUUACACUGGACUUCCCACACGAACAGUUGAUAGUUGCUAAAAAUUUUCCAACACUCAAAACAGACUGAUGUGUUCUCAAUAUUAAAUCGAAGACUUAUGACUCAAACAUCUUACUUCCAUACACCUUCUAAUUAAUCUACAUUUUAUGUAUAUAUAAAGUACAUAUUUAUAUAUAUAUAUACCUUUGACAGCUCUUAGGCAAAUGCUCAUGUAAUAUGUGUUUAGUCUGGAAACUAUAUUAUUUUUUAUUCUUGUUGAUUUUAAGUUUGAAUAGUUUUUGAUUCCAUAUUUAACUUCCUGUGUUAUUGCAAUUUGUCUUUAUCUAAUAUUAAGUUCAAAUAUAUAAUUAUUUUAUAUACACAUAUAAUUAUAUAUUUUGCAAGUAUAAUAUAGUUUCCAACACAAACACGCACAAUAACUAAUGUUUCAAAUUGUUGUAAUUUCACUGCCAAGGAUAAUAAUAUGUUUUUAAGUUUGUUUACGAUAUAGGUAAUCUAUACAUUUUAUAGCAAACAAAUUUAGGUCAUAUAUUUACCGUUGUCCUUUGGCAAGCGUUUUUAUUGCAAUCAACUGAACAUUUAGUUAUUCUACAUGUUAUAUUAUGUGACUUAUAAUUUAUUAUAUCUGAGUGCAACAAAAAAUAUUUUUCUUGACCAAUAUAUAAAUAGGCAGCGUGUUUUUCAGGACUUUCAAAUAAAAAACCAAUCAUUAUUAUAAUUUCAAAAAAUUAGUAAACGGAAUUUAAAGAAAGUUUCUUAUGCCUUAAAGGCUUAAAAUUAAGAAGGCAUAUUAUUUAAAAGUCAAUUAUGGCUGCUUAAAUGUUUUUUAACCACUAUUUCUAUCGUAAUAUACGCCAAAGUGCGUGAUUAAUUGAUAUAUUAUUUGUAAAGGAAAAGACUUCUUUUAUACUGCACCUGAAUUAGACUUCUUUAAAGCUUGAAUAUAUUUUUUUGUUUAUAUUAAGUCAAAUUUAUUUAAAACUCUAUUUUGUUAAUAAUUAUUUUUAUUAUUAUUUGCUGAAUCCUAAGAGCGUCAUUUUACUGUACGUAUGUAUUUCCAGUGUUUCUACUAAAAAUAAGAUUAAUUUUUAGCUAUAUGACACAUGUAGAACUAAGUAGUACUUCUUUAAGUUUGUGGUAAUUAUGACGUUAAAAGAAAUAUUGUUAUUAGAAGUAAUUAUUUGUUUUUCGAGGUGCUCAGUUGCUUCAUUUGUUCGGAAUUUUAUAACACAUUAUAAUAUGAUAAUUACGAUUCUUCCAGUGGUUUAUAAAUUAAGCUUCCUAUAUCAUUAUUUAUUCAUUAUUGCUUCCAGAAUUGAACUUACCAAAUUUUAUGAUUUUCAACAAUGCAUUUACAUUACAAAACAGUGUUAUUAUUAUUACAAGUAUAUUACCUAGUCAGAUAAUUCACACAGUUUCUAGUCAAUUGGUUACUUCUCGUAACCAGCUAUAAUAAUAAUAGUUUUUAAGAAGAAUCCUACCCAUUGUACUCCUAUGGCCCAUACUAGCUAGUUUUGUAAAUCACUUUGUUUUCUAGUCUUAAUUUAUUUAAAUGUACAAUUUUAUUGAUGUUUUUAUUUUAAAAGGUAUUUGUUUUUGUUUUGUUGUUUUAAAUUUUAAUAAAUACAUUAACAUAUAAC